Solanum stenotomum is the source of this 482-nucleotide messenger RNA. Its product is annotated as monothiol glutaredoxin-S1-like. The coding region runs from base 134 to 439 and encodes 101 amino acids. The transcript has a single exon. The record is from RefSeq and is a predicted model, not a curated record. NCBI's taxonomy places the organism in Eukaryota, Viridiplantae, Streptophyta, Magnoliopsida, Solanales, Solanaceae.
UGAUCACAAACCUUCAUAUAUCAUUUCUUGUAUCCUUCACAACUUCUUUAAUUUCCUCUCCACUAAAAGCUAUAUAUAAAUCUUGGCAUUUGGCAAAACUACUCAUAAUUUAAUUUCUUGAAGUUGUGUAAAUAUGGAUAUGGUGAUGAAGUUGGGAACAUCAAGCGCAGUGGUGAUAUUCACUAAGAGUAGUUGUUGCAUUUCUCACAGCAUCGAAACUCUUAUCCGUAGUUUUGGAGCAAACCCUACAAUUUACGAGCUCGAUACUCAUCCAAAUGGAAAGCAAAUGGAAAAGGCGUUGAUGAAACUUGGGUGUCAACCAACACCAGCAAUAUUUAUAGGGAAAGAGUUAGUUGGUGGUGCAAAUGAGAUAAUGAGCCUUAAUGUGAGGGGCAAGCUUAAGCAAUUACUCAUUAGGGCUAAUGCCAUUUGGGUAUAGAAAGUAAUUAUAAUUAGGUAACAAGCGUAUAUAUUUGGAGUUU